GAGAACAUCGCUUUUAUGUAUAGGUAUAGCUCCUUGCACUCGUCUUCCCGAUGACACCUUCUGCAGCGAAUACGAACGACGCCAAUCGUCCUUUUAUACUUUUGGACGGAGGCACGGGGCGGGAAAUUCAACAGCGUGGGGGGCCGUUUCGACAGCCGGAAUGGUCGGCGUUGGCGCUGUACGAAGACCCCGACAUUGUCCGCGCAGUGCACGAGUCUUUUUUAAACGCGGGUUCUACAGCAAUCACUACAAACACCUACGCGCUUGUGCCUUAUCACAUUGGUUCGGAUCGUUUUCGAAAGGACGCCCCCCGGUUGUUUUCCUUGGCAAUCUCCUUGGCUGCUGAAGCGAAGGGCGAUCGUCAACACGUGCAGAUUCUCGGCUCGAUUCCUCCAGUGUGUGGAUCUUACGAACCUCAGUCGUUCGAUGAAGCAACGGCAAAGUCAAUAUUGGAUUGGUUCAUGCCUGUCUUAGGCGAUAGCCCUUUGGUGGACGCGUACUUGUUGGAAACGGUAGGGUCUACGCGGGAAGCUCGAUUCUAUCUGCAGUACAUGCAAUCUUUCGUAAAAGCUGUAGCGGAAUCUCUGGACUCGCUGUCAAACGGUACUUUAGCCCGGGAAAAACCUGUAUGGCUGAGUUUUUGUAUUGCAUCCCAUCCUGGUGCCACACAAACACCACAUCUGCUGACCGGAGAAACUUUGACUCAGGCCGUACACGCGCUGAUUGAAGAAGGGCUCUUGACUGCUGCAACUGUACCCGUGGUGCUCGUCAACUGCUGCGACGUAAAGCUGGUUCUGAAUGCCGUUCAGGAGCUACACGCGGUGCUGUCGCCACUGGGUAUUCGGGUUGGUGCCUACCCUAACGCCUUUUCCAUCCCUCCACCGAAUGCCGCGAACCAUACUUUGCGCCAAGUCGACUACAACGUGACUCCCGGGCGUUGGGCUGCCACGGCAAAAUCGUGGAUCAAUGCCGGUGCUAGUGUUGUUGGUGGAUGCUGUGGAGUUGGACCAAAAUACAUCACGGCACUGGCGAGCGUGGUGGCUCAGUCCAAGGAAAGCACUGAUGUAGACAUCUUUGAAACCCUAGACUAAUUUUGUUUCACAUAGAGACUCAUAUAUACCCUUU
This is a messenger RNA of Phaeodactylum tricornutum CCAP 1055/1, 1125 nucleotides long. RefSeq lists its product with no specific name. The transcript has a single exon. Gene Ontology annotation, molecular function: zinc ion binding; methyltransferase activity. The record is from RefSeq and is a predicted model, not a curated record. NCBI's taxonomy places the organism in Eukaryota, Bacillariophyta, Bacillariophyceae, Surirellales, Neidiaceae. Bases 51 to 1091 code for a protein of 346 amino acids.